This is a messenger RNA of Tricharina praecox, 482 nucleotides long. RefSeq lists its product as uncharacterized. The record is from RefSeq and is a predicted model, not a curated record. The transcript has a single exon. NCBI's taxonomy places the organism in Eukaryota, Fungi, Ascomycota, Pezizomycetes, Pezizales, Pyronemataceae. Bases 91 to 459 code for a protein of 122 amino acids.
AAACCCCCCCCCCCCCCUGCUUGCAUACCCUGCCCCACGACACUACUACACCACGGACGACAUUAAAAUAUCGACGACGACGACGAUGCAAUGGUUAGAACGAUUAUUGGAAUUGGAGUUUCGCGGAAUCUCCUAUGUCUCGUCCUUUCCUACACCUUUUCUUACACCUUUUCUUUCACAUUUUCUUUCACAUUUUCUUUUGGCUUUUUUCGUUUUCUUUUUCAAGGGAGUUGUUGGGCUGGUUUGCUUUUAUUUGUUGCAUGCGAUAAGGAUAAGGAUGGUCAAGGCGGGGGGGUUGGGUUCUGUAUAUAUACUUUUCGACGAAAGAGGGGGAGAAAGGGAGUGGAAGGAUGGGCUGGGCUGUGGGAUGUCGGUUGGGAGCGGAGCUGUACAUAUCUACCUAGACGAUGCAGGCGGCGGCGCAGGAAGUGCCUAUCUACUCUAUGGAAGGGGGUGUAGAAUAAAAUACAUCAAGGUUGCAG